Messenger RNA from Postia placenta MAD-698-R-SB12, 1436 nucleotides. RefSeq lists its product as hypothetical. The transcript has 4 exons. The record is from RefSeq and is a predicted model, not a curated record. The coding region runs from base 39 to 1331 and encodes 430 amino acids. NCBI's taxonomy places the organism in Eukaryota, Fungi, Basidiomycota, Agaricomycetes, Polyporales, Adustoporiaceae.
CUCUCUCAAGCCCCUACAGCCACCAUCCUCCAAUAGCCAUGUCUACGAAGUCCAAAUCCAAGCAGGAAGAAGCAUUGCAGUUCCUGGAUGACCUCGACUCCUUCGCACCCCCUCCCGUUGGCACCCCCGGUGUGGCUUCAGACUCGCAACCGCCGCCAGAGGGCGAGGCGGAAGUCUACGCCUUCAUUGACGAGAUUACCCAGAAGAGCUCAGAGCCGCCUCGCUUGACGAGCUCACAUAUCGAGCGGCCGUUGUCGCGCGCGGGCACGCCCACUGUUCGCAAGAGCACCGAACGAAUCCGUCUUGGCGGGGCUACGCCUCUGAUGCCCGCGCUGCAAAGGACAGAAUCAUCGAGCUCACGACUGUCUGCUGUAACCCCUGUCUCUGCGAAGCCGGAACCGCAGCCGGAAGUACAGAGUGGAUCGGGCGGAGGCUGGGGUUGGGGCAAUGUAUGGUCGAGUGCCAGUGCUGCUAUUCAGCAGGCCAAGUCUGUCGUGGACGAGCAGGUCAAGCAACUGCCGAAGAAUGAGCAGGCUCGCAAGUGGGGCGAAGGCGUGCUCGAGUACGCACGGGCUGCUCAGCUGGAGAAGCUUGGCACCGACUUCAAGCGAGUCGGACUAUCCACCCUGACUGACAUCCUCAAUGCGGUUGCGCCUCCGAUCUCUGAGCACGAAGUCAUUCAAGUUUGGCUCAGCCAUGACAUGAAGGGAUAUGAUGGCGUGGAGUCGCUCGCGUAUCGUGCACUUUCUCGCAUUAUGGAGCAGGUCGAAGGGGGAGACUUGGUAGUCAACCGGGGUAACGAAUCACGCCCCAAGGAGUCAUCAGAUUCCAAGAGGGAACUGAACGCGGUCGAAGGGUUCGAAUCCGCGCUGAAAUUAGCACAGGCAGAGAUCGACGAGCUCAUCAGGCGGAACGAGAAUCCUGCACCAACACAAGCGUCCUCCGCGCAGAACCCUACCACAUAUUCCUACGUCUACCUCCGCAUUCAGCCCUUCAUGACCACCUUCCCUUUGCCCCAACCUGCGGUCAACGCCGAACUCACGACCCCCGCAACACCGACCACCCAUACUUCCCUACAAUUCCUCCUCUAUCUCUCGGACCCUCAUCAUCAGCUGAACCAUUCCACCAUGACGCAGGCUGUCCCCGGCAAGUGGCUCGACUUGUGGGACGACUACGAGUGGGUGGAGGAUCUGGUCGUCGAGGCAAUACGGUUAGGCGUGGAGGUGAUUGGUCAGGAGUAUAUUGUGUCUAGGAUGGGAUGGGACAAGAAGAACAGUGAGAAGCUCGAGGAUAGCGCAGAACCCGCACAAGAAGAACAGGCCGAGACAUGAGCGAUGGUGGACCUUUGCACUUCCACCCGUGUGUCUGCAUGUUCUUUAAUUUAUGAAGGUGCAUUAUGGCAUGCAUGUGUAAUGUAUUAAUACAAUGUUGGAUGG